ACUGCUUGCACUGCGUCUGGCAGCGGCUGCCGGCUCGUGGCUCCUGCCUCCAUCACCCCUCUACCCUCCCCACAGGUACCCUCACCACGCACCAUGCCGGUGCAUCCCGCCUCGUCGCGCACGCCGUCGCCCGAGCUGCGCGUCGCCACGGCCACGGCGCCGCCCACGGGCCCCACGACGGGCAACCACUCGCCCGUGCACGAGGCGCCGUCUGGUGCCCUCGGCGGCACGGCGCACAGCUCCGGCCCGGCGUCGCGGCGCGGCGGCCGUGUGCACUGGGACGGCCGGGCGUCUGCGGUGGACGCAGCGCAGGCCAGCGCCCCCGCUGCCUCCUCCUCCUCCACCGCCGCACCCAGCCUCGCCGCCGUGCACGCCGCACAGCGCCGCGUCCACGCCGUCGGCGGCGGCGCCACCAUCACCGUGCGCGGCGCCGCCAACCCGCGCCGCCAGCCGCCCAUCAUCACCUCGCCCGGCGGCGUCUCGCGCGCGGCGCACCCGGGCCCGCUGCAGCUCUCCGCUCGCCUCGGCGCAGACAGCGCCGCGCCUCCGCCGGCGCCCGAGUCGGCGCCGGCGUACGAGCAUGCCGGCUCGGCACCCGUCACGGGCCUCACGCUGACCGGCAGCAAGGGCUUGGAUGAGCAGGGGCUCGACUCGCGCGCCUUCCUUGAGCUGCAGCGUGAACUGCAGCGCCACGAGGCCGACAUCUCGCCAAACGACGCCGCUGAGGGCCAGGGCGUAGGACGUUCCUCGUCGCCUCACCACGCCGACGUGCAGCAGCAGCAGUACCAGCGCCGCCGGCAUGCCGCGCGCCGCAUCGACACGCCCGAGUGGGCGGCCAGCGCCAGUGUCAGCGGCACCAGCACGCCCGGCGGCGGCGACUGGACGUCCGACACGGGCAGCUACGACCCGGCAAACGACUCUGACCUGGGCCACAUCGACUUCCAGCCGGGCGAGACCGACGGCAUGCCGUCCAAGCCGCGCCGCCAGAAGACCAACGAGGCGCUCGAGGCGGCCGAACAGCCAAAGGGCUGGGCACGGCUGCGGGCGAUGAUGGGCCGCAAGGGCGACGGCGACGAGGAGGGCCUGCCCACCACGUCGCUGAGUCACGAUCAGGGCGGGCCCACGAACACCAAGAGCGUGCCGGUAGCCACCUCGAGCGGCGUGCACUCGGGGCCGCGACCGCGGCCGACCAAGUUCGAGCGCGACGCGGCUCGGCUGGUGCGCGCCCACCGCCUCAUGGCAGGACAAGGCAGCUCGCUGGACGGUGCCGGGCCAGCAGCUGCGCUCGGCCGCCUGCCGAGCAUCAACCGCAAGCACCUCGACUCAGAAGCGAGCACGCCCGAUGCGCUCGACACCGCUGCCAACCUCGAUGCGCGGCCCGUACACACCGGCGGCGUGCUAGGCAACCUGCUGCGCCUGUACGAGCAGCAGCAGCGCGAGGCUGAGCGCGAGAAGCGCGCCAUGGAGAGUGGCGCCACGAGUCCACUUGACUCGCCUGGCCCGCGAGAGAUGCGGCUGCAGCAGCAGGCUAUGCGCGAUAGCCACGACGCCAACAUGUCGGACCUUGUGGCCGCUGAGCUAGCGCGCGAGCGUGCCCACACUGCACCCAGUGUCUCGACGAACAGCCGGCGGGAUCGUGCGCGACGCAGCCUCUUCAGCAGCGGCACCUCGAGUCCGCGCACCUCGACGUACACGGCGGCCAUUGCCGACACGUCGGCCAAGGUGGCCGGCGUCACGAAGAAGGUGGCGCAGGUCGCGGCGCGCGAAGCCGGCUUUGACGAGCCGCUCGACGACCGGCCAAAGGCCAGUCGCUCGGCUGCCGGCACCAUCGGUGGCCUGAUCGCCGUGACGGGCAACCUGAUCGGCGCCGUCAGUCCUGCACACGCACAGCUCGGCCCCAAUCCCAAGCGGCCAGGCUACACGCUCGACCGCUAUCUGCUGCCCGAGAUGAACGAGAAGACGUUGCGCAAGACGGCCGAGCUCGUCGCCGAUGCGGCGCCACGGCCUGCACGUCGCUCUAUCCCGGGCACGCCGGGCAACCGGAGCGGCACCACGAGUCCUCUGCCCGACGACACGACGGCGGGCACGCCUGACGGCCACCCGCACUCGCCGAUCAAGGGGCGCGGCGGACGUGCGGCUGGCCUGCUGACGCCCGGACGGAGCCAAACGGGCGCCACGUAUGCCAGCUCAGAGCAGAAGAAUCACUAUCGUCUCAGCAGCAGCAUCGGCAACGUGCUGCACCACCGUCCCGGCAUGGGCCGCCACGCCUGGUCCAAGUCCGUUGUCAACACGCCCGACGGCCUCAACGCCGACGGCGGCGACUACUUCGGCAGCAUCGACCCCGAGAUGGACGAGAAGCUGCAGAAGAUCGAGUGGCAGCGCAAGCUCAAGAAGCGCGCCAAGGACAAGCGCAAGAAGGAGGAGAUCUUCAUCACCAUGCACGUCGCUGCCAUCCUGCAGCGACAGGAGUUCCUGCUCAAGCUCGCGCGUGCCCUCAUGAUGUUCGGCGCCCCCACGCACCGCAUCGAGACGCAGAUCCAGCAGACGGCGCGCGUGCUCGAGAUCAACUGCCGCUGCAUCUACCUGCCCAACCUGAUGCUGCUCGCCUUCGGCGACGACGCGACGCACACGAGCGAGACCAAGUUCAUCAAGCAGGCCGGCGGGCUCGACCUGACGAAGCUCACCGACAUGCACGCAAUCUACUGGAACGUCAUCCACGACAAGGUCGGCGUGGCCGAGGCGAGCCAGCAGCUCGACGAGCUGAUGCGCCGCAAGCCCGUCAUCGGCCUCUGGCCCAUGUGCAUCAUCGGCGGCUUCUGCUCGGCCUUCAUCUGCGUCGGCUCGAUGGGCUUCAACGGCAGUCUGCUCGACGCGCUCGCGGCGUUCCCGCUCGGCGUCUUCCUCGUCUUCUGCCAGAGCGUCAUCACCACCGAGCUCUUCUCCAACGUCUUCGAGAUCGUGUUCGCCGCCAUCAACUCCUUCGUCGCCUCGGCGCUCGCCUCGACCGAGUACUUCUGCUACGCCGCCGUCGUGUCCGGCUCCAUCGUGCUCAUCCUGCCCGGCUUCAUCGUGCUCUCCGGCUCGCUCGAGCUGCAGAGCAAGAACCUCAUCGCCGGCUCCGUGCGCCUCGUGUACGCCAUCAUCUACUCGCUCUUCCUCGGCUUUGGCCUCUCCAUUGGCUCGUCGUUCUGGCUGCUCUUCAGCGGCUCGCCCACCAGCCAGCUCACGACGUACGGCUGCAGCUCUGACGUGGUGCACCCGCCGGGCAUCUGGUGGCGGCAGACGGUGCCGCUCUACUACGCCCUCCUCACCGUGCCUGGCUUCUCCAUCUCCCUCUCGCUGCGCAACCAGGUCAAGGUGAACCGCAAGGAGUUCCCCGUCAUGGUGCUCAUUGCCUGCGCCGGCUGGGCGUGCAACCACUUCUCUGCCACGGCGCAGGCGCUCAAGGGCAGACAGGACAUCACCUCUGCGCUCGGCAGCCUCUGCGUCGGCAUCCUCGCCAACAUCUACGGGCGUAUCUUUGACGGUCGCGCCUUCGUCGUCGCUGUGCCAGGCAUCCUGUACCAGCUGCCGUCCGGUCUCUCCAACGGCGGCCUGCUCAACUUUGCCAACGUCGGCGAAGGCUCGAGCGCCACGCGCAACUUCAAUUCGGGCUUCCAGGUGGCGCAGAGCCUCGUCGAGGUCGCCAUUGGUCUCACCGUCGGCCUCUUCGCCGCCACCAUGCUUGCCUACAUCUUCGGCGGCCGCAAGAUCCGUGGCGGCGGCCUCUUCUCAUUCUAGACGGAAUGCUCCCUUCACGCACGCAUAGACAAAUGCUC
Molecule: messenger RNA, 3818 nt
Organism: Tilletiopsis washingtonensis
Lineage: Eukaryota; Fungi; Basidiomycota; Exobasidiomycetes; Entylomatales
Product: DUF1212-domain-containing protein
Exons: 4
Coding region: 94-3780 (1228 amino acids)
Biological process (GO): transmembrane transport
Molecular function (GO): transmembrane transporter activity
Source: RefSeq, a predicted model, not a curated record